This is a messenger RNA of Triticum turgidum subsp. durum (durum wheat), 1995 nucleotides long. Lineage: Eukaryota; Viridiplantae; Streptophyta; Magnoliopsida; Poales; Poaceae. The record is from the annotation of a GenBank genome assembly.
AUGCUGGGCGUCCUGCUGCUCCUCCUCCUGCUCAUGCCGCUGCCGGCGACUGCAACGGCACAGCUCUGUGGCAGCGGCGGCAGCUACGUAGCCAACGGCACCUACGAGUCCAACCUCGCCGCCCUCGCCUCCACCCUCCCCGCCAACGCCUCAUCCUCCCCGCAGCUCUUCGCUGCCGCCACUGCCGGCCAAUCCCCAGACGCAGUGCACGCGCUCGCGCUCUGCCGGGGCGACUUCGCCAACGACACCGCAUGCAGGGACUGCGUCGCCGCCUCCUUCCAGCACGCGCAGCGGACAUGCCCCAGCGACAAGGCCGCCACCGUCUACUACGAGUACGACAACGACCAGAGACCAGGCUGCGUGCUCGGCUUCUCCGGCGACGAUGGCUUCCUCAACCCAGCGGCCAAUCUCACCGGGAACGGCACUCUCUUCCAGGCGUGGAACACGGGGAACAUCUCCGGCGUCGCCAGUGUCAUCGCCGCCGGCGUCCACGAGCUGCUGACCGCCACGUCCGAGGACGCAGCCGCCAACGUGACGAGGCGGUACGCCACCGUGGUCAUGGAUUCUGCCCCGACGCUCUACUCUCUAGCGCAGUGCACGCCGGACCUGUCCGCCGGCGACUGCCAGGCGUGCCUCCAGCGGCUCAUCGGCAUGGUCAACGCCACCACGUCUGUGCGCCUGGGAGGACGGAUCUUCGUGCUGCGUUGCAACGUCAGGUUCGAGACUUUCAUGUUCUUCGAUCAUCCCAUGCGGCGGAUCAGUCCAUCGUCCAACGCUCCGGCUCCUCCCACAGUUCAUGGAACGCAGCCUUGGGUAAUUGCUAUAUCUGUAGCUGCUCCACUAGCACUGGUUGCUUUCUGCGUCACUGUCUACUGUCGUCGCCUCAGAGGAAGAAAGAACAAAAAUGGUGCAAAGAUACUACGAGAAAAACGUAGUUACAAGUUGCAAGAAGGAGAUCAAGAACUAGUAUGGGAUAUGGAAGCAGGAUUAUCCGGCUUCACAGUUUAUGAUUUUCACGAGAUAUUGGAAGCUACAAGUAACUUUUCCGAAGAAAAUAAACUUGGAGAAGGAGGAUUUGGCCCUGUAUAUAAGGGUCAUUUUCUUCAAGGAUUGGAGAUAGCAGUCAAGAGACUUGCUUCACAUUCAGGACAAGGUGUCUUAGAGUUCAAAAAUGAAGUUCAGCUCAUAGCCAAACUUCAACAUAGAAAUUUGGUUAGACUCUUGGGAUGUUGCUCCCAAGGAGAGGAAAAAAUAUUGGUCUAUGAAUACUUGCCAAACAAAAGUUUGGACUUCUACAUAUUUGAUGAAUGUAGAAAAGCUUUAUUGGAUUGGAACAAACGUCUUGCAAUAAUUGAAGGAAUAGCAGGACUUCUUUACCUACAUAAGCACUCUCGUUUGCGUGUGAUACAUCGAGAUCUUAAACCAAGCAACAUUCUCUUGGACGAUGAAAUGAAUCCUAAAAUUUCAGAUUUCGGCCUAGCAAAAAUAUUUAGCUCAAAUAACACGGAAGAAGACACCACAAGAAGAGUGGUUGGUACUUAUGGUUACAUGGCUCCGGAGUAUGCCUCCGAGGGCCUAUUCUCCAUCAAAUCCGAUGUAUUCAGCUUUGGUGUCUUAAUUCUUGAGAUCCUUAGUGGGAAAAGGAAUUCUGGUAGCCAUCAAUGUGGAGGUUUCAUCAACCUCCUCGGAUAUUCUUGGCAGUUAUGGGAUGAGGGAAACUGGAUUGAUAUUGUUGAUGCAUCAUUGACUCCCAAGUCUCACCCAGCAGAAAUGAUGAGGUGCAUCAACGUCGGACUACUAUGUGUGCAAGAGAAUGCGGCUGAUCGACCGAACAUGUUGGAUGUUACUGCAAUGCUAAGCAGCAAGACAAUGCUCCUGCGGGGGCCAAAGCACCCGGCAUAUUUCAACCUAAGGGUAGGCGAUGAAGAGGAUUCCUUUGCUACCCACUCCUACAGUGUUAAUGAUAUAACCAUAUCUGUAGCAACUCCUAGAUAG